Pezoporus flaviventris is the source of this 4024-nucleotide messenger RNA. It is a transcript of the gene EPB41L4A, whose product is annotated as erythrocyte membrane protein band 4.1 like 4A. Gene Ontology annotation, cellular component: cytoskeleton. NCBI's taxonomy places the organism in Eukaryota, Metazoa, Chordata, Aves, Psittaciformes, Psittacidae. Bases 232 to 2274 code for a protein of 680 amino acids. The record is from RefSeq and is a predicted model, not a curated record. The transcript has 23 exons.
UUUCUUCAGAGGGAGCACCCGGCAAACCCCGUCCAGGCUGUUCCGCGGGAUGGCGGCGGAAGGCCGCCCCUUGGGGCUGGGCGCUUUGCCGUAGCCGUGCCGGUCUCGGGCCACUGCGGUGGGGCGCGGAGCCGGGCACGGCCCAACCCCGGCUUCGCCUCAGCCGCCUCCUCCGCCGUAGCUCGGGCUUUUUCCCGCCUCCCCGCUUCGUCCCCGGACAUCGCAGCAGACAUGGGCUGUUUCUGCGCGGUCCCGGAGGAUUUUUACUGCGAAGUUUUGCUCUUGGAUGAGUCCAAGCUGACCCUGACCACCCAGCAGCAGGGCAUCAAGAAAUCAACGAAAGGGUUGGUUGUUCUGGGCUACGUAUUUCGUCACUUAAACCUAGUGGAGAUAGAUUACUUUGGACUGCGCUACUGUGACCGAAGUCAUCAAACGUAUUGGCUAGAUCCUGCAAAGACCCUUGCUGAACAUAAAGAGUUGAUAAACAAUGGACCACCAUACACCCUGUAUUUUGGCAUUAAAUUCUAUGCAGAGGAUCCAUGUAAACUUAAAGAAGAAGUCACAAGGUAUCAGUUUUUCUUGCAAGUCAAGCAGGAUGUUUUACAGGGCCGUUUACCUUGUCCAAGCAACACUGCAGCACAGCUGGGAGCAUAUAUAAUUCAGUCUGAGCUGGGGGACUAUGACCCAUAUAAGCACACUGCAGGUUACGUCUCGGAGUACCGAUUUGUUCCAGACCAGAAGGAAGAGCUGGAGGAAGCCGUAGAGCGGAUACACAAAACUCUGAUGGGUCAAGUUCCUGCUGAGGCAGAAUUGAACUUCUUAGGGGUGGCCAAGUGCCUGGAAAUGUAUGGAGUGGAUCUCCAUCCUGUUUAUGGUGAAAACAAAUCUGAAUAUUUUUUAGGAUUAACACCCAUAGGUGUUGUUGUCUACAAGAAUAAAAAACAAGUAGGAAAAUAUUUCUGGCCUAGAAUUACAAAAGUUCACUUCAAGGAAACACAGUUUGAGCUUAGAGUCCUUGGAAAAGAUUGCAAUGAAACUUCCUUCUUUUUUGAAACAUGUAACAAGAUCACAUGCAAACAUCUCUGGAAAUGCUGUGUGGAGCAUCAUACGUUCUUCAGAGUGCCAGAGAAUGAAUCAAACUCUCUGUCAAGAAAAUUCAGCAAGUUUGGAUCCAUAGGUUAUAAACAUCGGUACAGUGGCAGAACAUUUUUCCAAAUGGCCAGAGACCCUUCUGUGCAGCUCCCACGGCCUGACCAAUGCAUUGAAAGAAGUCGCAGCAAGACUUACCCCAAAAGAACACAAGAGACAGGAUCUAAGAACAUGAGCCAGAUUACCACAAAUGAUGAGGAUGAAGGAACUACCAAAAUUAUUGCACCUUCCCCAGUGAAAAGCUUUAAAAAGAUGAAAAAAGAAAACAGCCCAGAAACACAAAGAAGUAAAACAGGUGCACCGUGGGAGGAAAGUGGCCCAAAGAGUGGGCUGUAUAAUUCACCUAGUGACUACAAUAAAUCACCAAAGUUUCCUUACUCUCGGUGGCGGAACCCAUCAGGUGGCAGUGAGAGUGAGUCUGAGCAGCCGGUGCGGAGGAGGAGAAAUCAAAACAGUGGCGAAGAUUCAUAUUUAAAGCAAAGGAGAAGAUCACGAUCUCGCUGUAACACCAGCAGUGGCAGUGAAUCAGAAAAUUCCAACAGAGAGCAUCGGAAGAAAAGGAACAGAUUACGGCAAGAGAAUGACAUGGUUGACUCAGCUCCGCAGUGGGAAGCUGUGUUACAGCAACAAAAGGAGAAAAACCAGGCAGACCCAACCUACCGGCGAUCCAGACACAGAUCUCGUUCGAGAAGCCCAGAUGUACAAGCUAAAGAAGAACUGUGGAAACAUAUUCAGAAGGAGCUUGUGGAUCCAUCUGGCCUGUCUGAAGAGCAACUGAAAGAAAUUCCAUACACUAAAAUAGAGACUCAAGGUGACCCAAUCCGCAUUAGGCAUUCACAUUCCCCUCGAAGCUACCGCCAGUAUCGGCGGUCCCAGUGCUCUGAUGGUGAAAGAUCUGUCCUGUCUGAAGUGAAUGUGAAAACUGAUCUGGUGCCUCCACUGCCUAUUACACGAUCUUCAGAUGCGAGAGGUCCCAGCAUCCAGUUGACUCAACAGAGACAGAACGGGUCUAAAGACAGCUUAAUAGGAGAAAUAUCUCUGCUAUCGACUAACAACACUGAUGGAAAACCCACCACUAAGAUCGUAAAAACUGUACAGGUGUCACGCUUUAAGGUGGAGACUUGACUGCCAUAACUGAAGAUGGUGAAUAGAUUUUCUUCUUUGGAAAUUGAGAAUUUUUGUGUGUUUGCGAAGAAAGAAACUGAAGUCUACAUGGUGGCUAUUUUUUUUAGGACACUCAGAAGGGCCUGCUUGCUGGGAAGGCCAAGCAAUGCUUUUAUUACUGACAUCAUUCUAGUGGUGUGACUGAUUGAGGAGAAGCUGCCUAAUUAGACAGCCAAAAAGAAAAGUCAUAGUAAAAUUGAAUCAUCAGCAGUUACAUUUCCAAAAAAUGAACAAAAAAGAAUUUUCUGCAACAAAACAAGCUGGAUGGUCUGCUCUGUAACUGAAUUGCCUUUUUCCAAAAAAUGACUGUUAACUGACAUGAUCAGACCAGAUGCUUCAAGAGACGUGAAAUAGUCAUGGGUUUGGACAAGUGUGCAAUACAGUGUGAUAUGGGGAGAAUUAUCUUGACAAUUUUAUAUUAUGGGGAUCAACCUGUGUCCGGAGACACAAGGACUGAUGGCUAUUACAAGGUUUAUUUUAGCCUAGCACAACAACAGAUGCUCAUGUUGUUAAUACAAAUGUUGACUCGACCAGUUUUACCUCAGAAAUAAUAGACUUGGUAACACCCUGUAGCAGAGAGUUCCAGAGGUGAUAUAGACUUACUUUCCCUUGACAGUUUUAAGUGUUCUCAAUUUUGAAUGCCCUGUUAGAGGCAAUAGAUGGGCUAUUUAAUUGAACAUUCCAUACCAUAGAAAUACAUCUGUCACCUUGUAGUAAACCACACUGGAAGAAAAAUGGAAAAUAUGUACUGACCCACUGUAUUAAGACUGCUUAGCAAGGCACUUAAGUACUGUUUAAAUGAAACUUGUGGAGUAGGAUGUAAGACAGCUAGCAAAUAGCCUUUUUUUUUUUUUUUUUUAAUCUAGAUUAGCAAAGGCUACCUUAAUCUCUUUUUAUAUGAAAUAAUCAGUGGUAGUACCUUCUGAUACUUUGAGCCAUUUCUACUAUGACAAAAUGACAAAGGCAGUAUUUCAGGUGUAAUUGCAAUUUUUCCUCUAUUGACACGGUAGGAAUAGUAAGUUUAAAUGAUGCUGCACACUGAGAGAGUUAUCUUCUAGAACAUAUCUGAAGUGAUGCCUGGCUCUUCUCUUGCCUUCUCACUUUGUCCAAAUAGAUGAAAGUAAUUCCUCUGCCUCCCAUUUGACCACAGUCAGCACAUGGAUGAGACUAUUGCUGUUGCUAACUUAAUAAGAAGCUCAGCAAAAUCUUUGUAUUAUGAAAGUAACUUUUCCUAACUGUAAUCUCCAAACUAAAUAUUGACUUUGUCAAACAGCAUUGGAAAUGGCUGUAGUAGCUGAUAUGCCUUUAUACCUUGGUCCUCCUUAAACUCAACCCCCACCACCUUCGGUGAUUUGCAGUGAUCCUGUGACUUCUUCCCCUAGCAACACUAUACCAGGGGACUACAGCCCUGUCAGAAAAGCAAUUGAUUGAGAACUGGGAUGAACAAAAGGCAUCAAAGUUAUGCUUUACAAGACGUGUGGGAUUACUAAUACUCAUUUUAACUUAGCAAAACUGAGAAGAGUUUUAUUUUUCACUUAAAUUUUUGAUUCUUUGUUUCAUGUUCUGAGAUGGUCAGGUGGAUGCUACUAGCCAGGGUAGCCAUACAGUUUGCGUAUUCCUGUCAUAGUAUGGAUUGGUCUGCACAUUGGGAGAUGCUGCAUCAUGCCAGGGAAGGCAGAUUCACUUAAUAAAUAUUUUUCUUUGAUCACUU